This is a messenger RNA of Eupeodes corollae, 2311 nucleotides long. RefSeq lists its product as uncharacterized. The transcript has 6 exons. The record is from RefSeq and is a predicted model, not a curated record. Gene Ontology annotation, molecular function: monocarboxylic acid transmembrane transporter activity. Gene Ontology annotation, biological process: transmembrane transport; monocarboxylic acid transport. Bases 538 to 2187 code for a protein of 549 amino acids. NCBI's taxonomy places the organism in Eukaryota, Metazoa, Arthropoda, Insecta, Diptera, Syrphidae.
CUGAGAAGAUAAUAAUUAAACAAGUUUUAAACUUCUUCUGAGAGAUACCUAAGUGCUCACGUCGCGUCGCGUCGUAUAGAGACUUUUUGCAGUCAAAAAAAAAAACAAGUUAUUCAAAACAGCGAUAGUAAGCUUCAUGUUCAUCAUCAUCAGCUAAAUGGAAGCGUCUCUUAAUUUUACAUUAAGUUUGACUAGUUCCAAAUUGGUAUUGGCUUUUAACGGUUGGAUUUAUAUUUGAAGACAACUUUUACGUAUCGUAGGAGCAUUGAACGAAUUAAGACUUUUGUAGUAAAUUAAGAUUUAAAAAUAACUAAAAAUACAAUCAUUCAUUUUUCUACGAGUAAAAUAAGAUUUUUCGUCUAUCGUCUAGUGAGUGUUAUUGUUUCUAAAUUCUGAAGAGAUAAUGAACUUAAAACAACUGAUCUCCGAUUCAAAACAACAUUUAUAAGUUAUGUUACUUUAAACAAAUACAAAACAUCAACAUUUUAACAUGCCAACACGUUUUUGAAAUAAAACAUAUUAAAAGCUCUCUUCAAAAUGAAAAGUAAUGAACACAAAACAUUUCAAGUAACCGAAUCACCAAGUCAAAAUUCAAUACAAAUUCUGCCAUCACAAAAUUCCAGCCAAAUUAAUAAUAAAAUUCGUUACAAAAGUGAUUUGGUUGAAAAUUUUAGUGCUCCAGAUGGGGGAUGGGGUUGGUUAGUUGUUAUUGCAGCUGCAAUGAGUAUUUUGGUUACAUUUACUGUAUUAGAACAAUUAGAAACAUUGUUCAAACAAAAAUUCUUGACAAAUGGAAUAAGCAGCCAUCAAAUGACAAUAAUUGUUUAUUUACAACAUGUAGCAACAAUAUCUACAGCUCUGUUCAAUGGAGAAGUUUUCCGGAGAUUCCCGCUACGUAAGAUUAGUUUAGCUGGAGCAAUUUUUACUUCCGUUGGAUUAGCACUGAGUGUAUUUUUUAACAACUUUAUAUUACACCUUCUAUCACUCUCAAUUAUGUGUGGAAUAGGUAGAAGUCUAAUCUUUUCUUCAUCAUACAUCGCUGUCAAUGUAUAUUUCAAAGAAAAACGACUAUCGGCCUUCGCCUGCAUGUAUUCAAUAGUUGGUUUAGGAUCGAUUCUUCUGCCACAAUUGACAACAUUCUUGAUUGGUCAAUACGGAUUUGCCUGGACAGUAUUAUUUUAUUCUGGGCUAUCUCUCCAAAAUUUCACAUCCUCACUUCUCUAUCAACCUGUCAAAUGGCAUUUGAAGGAGCAACGAGACAUUGAAAUGGUUGAAAUUCAACCGUUAAAUUAUGUUUUCGGUUCACGUCACAUAGAAAAACUAAGUGCCUUAGAGAAUUCAUCAAGUUCAAAUAAUAAUUUAAGGAGUUUGCAUAGUUUUCCAACAAAUUCCGUUUAUCCACUAAAAGUGCCAAAAAAUUCGUUCGCAUCAUUUGAACCUUUUCGAGUGACAAGAUCAAUUCCGAAAAUUAUUUUACCCGAUGAAACGGAAUACUUCGAAAGUCCUCAAGAAUUUGAAGAAGAUUUUACCACAAAAGUUGAACAGCAAAAACUUACAAUAUUUCAGAAGAUAUUAAAAUUCCUGGACUUGGAUCUUUUAAAGGAUUUUUCGUACGUCAAUCUUGCUCUAGGUUUGACUCUUAUUCAAUUUGUCGAGACUAACUUCACUCUAAUGACGCCAUUUAUUUUAAAUGACUUUGACUUCAAUGAGAGUCAGAUAAAACGUUCAAUGAACUCCAUGGCAAUUUGUGAUUUAAUUAUGAGGAUAUUAAUUCCAAUUGUCAUAAGGAAAUUACUGAGAUGCAGUAAUGAAAUUGUGCUGUUAUGUGCCCUCAUAGGAUUGGGCAUUGGAAGGACAAUAUUGGUGUUUAAUAGAAGUUUUAAUGUGGUGAUUAUAUGCUUCGGGUGGAUGGGUUUAUGUUCAGCUAUAAGAGUUGUCUUCUGGAUGUUGAUACUUCCCAACUAUAUGACAUUAGAGAGACUUCCAGCAGCUAUUGGACUGCAACAAGUUGCAAUGGGCAUAUCUUCGCUGAUUUUUGAACAAUUUAAGGGCUUGCUAAAAGAUUCUUCAAACUUUAACUUAGUUAUACUUUGUAUGAAUGCAGCUUAUAUAUUUGUUGGCGUUGCAUGGUUGGGACAGAAUCUUAUGAAAUUAAAAAGAAAAUUUACGAUACCACCUUUAAAAUAAUAAAAGGAUCACAUUUUAUUGAAUUCUUCAUAUUUACUACCUUGCAUAUGUACAAAAGCUUCCAAAAUUAAAUACAAAGGCUUUUCAAAAUCAUUGUAACUUAAGUUAGAAAUAGAGGCACAUU